Neogale vison (American mink) is the source of this 1539-nucleotide messenger RNA. RefSeq names its product melanoma antigen preferentially expressed in tumors-like. Gene Ontology annotation, cellular component: cytoplasm. Gene Ontology annotation, biological process: negative regulation of apoptotic process; negative regulation of DNA-templated transcription; negative regulation of cell differentiation. Bases 1 to 1539 code for a protein of 512 amino acids. The record is from RefSeq and is a predicted model, not a curated record. The transcript is spliced from 4 exons. NCBI's taxonomy places the organism in Eukaryota, Metazoa, Chordata, Mammalia, Carnivora, Mustelidae.
AUGUGGCCAAAACUCCCCCAAGUAUACCUCCAGGAUUCUUUUCGGAGCAGAUUCAUCAGGAUGAGCAUGCCAGCCCCACCCAGACUUCUGGACCUGGCAGGUCAGAGCCUGCUGAGGCACCAGGCCUCAGCCAUUGCCGCUCUGGAAGUGCUGCCUAUGGAGCUCUUCCCACCGCUGUUCACAGCGGCCUUUGCUGGGAGGUACAGUGAGAUCCUGAAGGUGAUGGUGCAGGCCUGGCCCUUUGCCUGCCUCCCUCUGGGGGCCUUGAUGAAGGAGCAGCAGCCCCACCAGGAGACCUUCCAAGCUGCACUCGAUGGCCUUGAUGUCCUGCUUGCCCAGGAGGUUCGUCCCAGGAGGUGGAAACUGCAGGUGCUAGAUUUACGGAAGAAUGCUCAUCAGGACUUCUGGACCGUGUGGUCUGGGACGAGGGCCAGUAUGUAUUCCCUGUUGGAGCCAGAGGUGGCCCAGCCCAUGAAGAAGAAGCGAAAAGUGGAUGGUUGCAAGCCAGGGCCCAAGCCACCCUUGGCUCCUGUGGAGGUGCUGAUAGACCUUUGCCUCAAGGAAGGUACCCCUGAUGAGUCCCUCGCCUACCUCAUCCAGAAAGUCCAGCAGAGGAAGGGUCUGCUGCACCUGUGCUGUAAGAAGCUGAAGAUUUUCGCAAUGCCCAUACAGAACAUCAAGAAGAUCCUGAAAAUUGUACAGCUGGACUCGAUCCAGGAUUUGGAAGUGAAUUGCACCUGGAAACUGUCCACACUGGGGAAGUUUGCUCCUCAUCUGGGUCAGAUGGGCAAUUUGCGCAGGCUCCUCCUCUCGCACAUCCACAUGUCUUCCCACACCACCCCAGCGAAGGAGGAACACUGCGUCAACCAGUUCACUGCUCAGUUCCUCAGGCUGCACCACCUUGAGGAGCUCUAUUUGGACUCUAUCUCCUUCCUGGAAGACCGUCUGGACCAGGUGCUCAGCUGCCUGAAGACCCCCCUAGAGACCCUGUCAAUAACUAAUUGCCUGCUUUCGGAAUCUGACUUGACACAUCUGUCCCAGCACCUGAACGUCAGUCAGCUUAAGGACCUGGGUCUCAGUGGGGUCAACCUGACCAAUAUGAGUCCUGCACCUCUCCAAGUUCUGAUAGAGAGAGCCUCCGCCACCCUCCAGGACCUGGACUUAGAUGAGUGUGGGAUCAUGGACUCCCAGUUCACUGUCAUCCUGCCUGCUCUGGGCCGCUGCUCCCAGCUCACAACCUUUAGCUUCUGUGGAAACCCCAUCUCCAUGGCUGUCCUAGAGAACCUGCUGCGCCACACCAUCGGGCUGAGCAAGCUGAGUCAUGUGCUGUACCCAGCCCCCUUGGAGAGUUACGAGGAUGUUCGUGGCACCCUUCACCUGGGCAGACUUGCCCAGCUGCACGCCAGGCUGAAGCAAAUGCUGCAGGAGUUGGGGCGGCCAGGCAUGGUCUGGUUUAGUGCCAACCCCUGUCCUCACUGUGGUGACAGGACCUUCUAUGACCCAGAGCCCAUUCUGUGCCCCUGUUAUAUGCCUGCCUAG